CCGCAACAUUUCGACGGCGAUGGCUUGAAAAUCGAGGACACCACCAGCAAGAUCGACGCAAGGAUCCCAUCCACCUCGCUGCCCAAAAUGACGGAGGGAUCCGGAAGCAACGACAGUGAUGCUCCUUCCGGUUGCCUGCUGCUGGAUUUCCUGCCCCGGGAAUUGCUGGCGGGAUCCAUAUUGGCCCGCUUUCUCGAUGGAAGGGCCCUUGCCAAUUUCUGGUGUGCGACCAUGUCCAAGAGGGAAAUGCUCGUCCGCCGCAGCAGCCCGAGAAAGCUGCGCAGCAAGAGAAACUCGCCGCUGUCGAUGGUGGAAGAGAUCCUGCAGGUUGCGCGUUACCGCAGAGCCAAGCUGACGGAAGACGGAGCCGGCGGCAACGACGAGGACGAGAACGAGAACCAGACCGACUCUCAUCGUUUCCGCCUGCGGAGCCGCGUCUUCAUGGCCUUUGAGGAGGCCGCGGAAACAAAAAAGGCGACGGGAAACGAUGCGGAUCGAUGCGGCGGCAGUGGCGAGAAAUUGGGUGUAAGCGAGAGAGACACUGAGCACCACUUUAACCUGGCGGAAUUUCUCCGCCUCUCGAGAAGGACCUUUGCAAGCCUUUCUGCCAUGGACUACUGCGAAACCGUCGCACAAAACCUGAUCUGGACCGGCGUCGUAACGAUCCGUGGCGUCGAUCACCGCAAAACGACGAUAUGGGCCGUGCUUGUGGUCGAUCCGUGGAGGUGGUCGAUGAAAGAAAUCCGGUUGUGGAGGAACGCGUCGACCUCCCGGGCAUCCGCUUGUUCCACAUCCGCGGCGCAGACGGGACCGCCUGCCAUCGAGGCACGGGUGGUACCCCACAAUUUUCUCCCGGUGGGCCCCAACCGCGGCCGCUUGGUGGGCGUCACGGAGGCCGAUCGGAUUGCCCUGGGAAGGAUUUCCGCGGAUCUGAGCGAGAGCGGGCUGGUGGCGAGGUUCUCCUGCGUGACCACCAACACCGGGGCGGCCUUGACCGGGAACGCAAUUACCGAUACAAACUCGGACCACCGCAACGCCAACAGCGGCGGCCAGUUCACGGUCAAGCUGAUGGCCUUUGAUCAGGCCCAGGAGAAACUGGACACGGUCUUUCGCCGGGGCAGGGAGCCGGGGGGGAUCCCUCUGAGCGACGAAAAGAAAGGCAUGAGUCUCGAUCUCGAUCGACACCGCAAGAAAGCGCUCGGUGGUGCCAAACAACAGCGGUACCCACAAGUCGACACGAACAACAGUUGCAUCGAUUAUGGCAGCGAUUUAGAACUCAACCACGACGACCACAGUCUGCUGUGCUGCUGGAGUCACGAAUUUCUAUGGGAGGAGUCCCGAAACUUUGCCGUGGAAACCUCGCACGCGUUGCGCUAUUUGGCCAACGACUAUGCGGCGCUGGAGUGGUAGGCCAAAAAAGACGCCAAGAACCAAAAACAGGAAACAAAUGAACAAACAAGCA
Pseudo-nitzschia multistriata is the source of this 1462-nucleotide messenger RNA. The record is from the annotation of a GenBank genome assembly. Lineage: Eukaryota; Bacillariophyta; Bacillariophyceae; Bacillariales; Bacillariaceae.